AUGAGCCUGAAGGGCUACACGGAUGCAGAUUGGGUGGGAGACCUUGAUGACAGAAAAUCUACAUAUGGCUAUACAUUCUUGCUGAAUGAUGACACCAUCUCAUGGAAUAGCAAGAAACAAGAUUGUGUAGCACUGUCGACAAUAGAAGUAGACCAAAAAGUAGAGCAAACAGAAGUAGCUGAACAACUGAAUCAGGAUGACACUGAUAAUAAGUUGAAUGAUCAGAAACAUAGUGAAUUGAAUGAACUUCAAAAUGAAUACCAAAAACAAUAUGGAAAUGAUAAAGUUGAAGUCAAUAUGCCUGAAAAUAACAGUGAUGAAGAUAUAAAUCAAGAGAUCGUGUUCCCUUUAAAUGUUGAUGAUCUAGGAAAUUGGGACAAAAUGCAAAAUAUUAGGGAUUUUCUAGUUGAAAGAGGUCCUAGAAAAGAUGAUGAUAUUUUGUUUCCUCUUGAUAACACCGGCAGACACUUCAAUCCAUCACAGAUCUUUUGUUUCUGUUGCAAACUAUUCAAGACUCAAAGAACCACAAUGAAACUUGGUCAUCUAGCUGACGAAGGAUACAAAGAUUGGAAGAAUAUCAGUCGAUGUCUCAGUCUUCAUGAAACUAAAAGAAGACUUCGAAAGAAAAAGACAGUUGAUGAAAAUAUACAAGUAGCAAUUAACAAGGAGAGAGAACAUUGGAAACAAGUAUUGAAGAGAAUAAUUGCAGUUGUGCAAAGAAUUACGAAGAAUAACUUGCCACUUCGGGGAGAUAAUGAGAAGCUUUAUGUUGAGAAUAAUGGAAUCUUUUUGCAGCUAAUUAAAAUGAUUGCUGAAUUUGAUCCAAUAAUGGAGGAGCACCUUCGGUGUGUUCAAGAAAGACAGAUUCAUUACACUUAUCUUGGACCCAAAAUCCAAAAUGAAUUGAUACAGAUGUUGGCGGCUGAAGUAAGAAGUUCAAUUGUUGCAAAAAUUAAACAUGCAAAGUAUUUCACUGUCAUACUUGAUUGCACUCUAGAUGCAAGUCACGAGGAGCAGAUGUCACUUGUAAUUAGAUGUGUGGAUGAUUCAGAAAAUGCAAUAGCGGUUGAAGAAUUUUGGAUUGGAUUUUUGAAAGUUAAUGAAACUUCAGGACUUGGGCUUUUUACAGAGCUUAAAAAUAUUUUGAACAAUCUCAAACUUGACAUUGAUAAUAUAAGAGGUCAAGGAUAUGACAAUGGAUCUAAUAUGAAAGGAAAACAUAAGGGUGUACAGAGUAGAUUACUUGAAAUUAAUCCUAGAGCUUUCUACACUCCAUGUGGAUGUCACAAUCUUAAUCUCACAUUAUGUGAUAUGGUGAAAUGUUGUCCUAAAGCAAUGUCCUUUUUCGGUGUAAUACAACGCAUAUAUUCAUUAUUUUCUUCUUCUACCAAGUGGUGGCAAAUCUUCAAAGAUCAUGUGCAAGGUCUUACAGUCAAGCCACUAUCACAGACACGAUGGGAAAGCCAUGUUGACAGUGUGAAGCCCAUAAAAGAUCAAACUUCGAAAAUACGAGAUGCUUUAAUUGAUUUGGCAAACAUUUCUGAUGACUCAAAAAUAAAGAGUGAAGCUGAGGGUUAG
Messenger RNA from Zingiber officinale, 1578 nucleotides. Its product is annotated as zinc finger MYM-type protein 1-like. Bases 1 to 1578 code for a protein of 525 amino acids. The record is from RefSeq and is a predicted model, not a curated record. The transcript is spliced from 3 exons. Lineage: Eukaryota; Viridiplantae; Streptophyta; Magnoliopsida; Zingiberales; Zingiberaceae.